GCAAGUUUGUUUACACAUCACCUGGUGAACUGCCAAACCCUUCACCCCUUGCAAAGAUAGACAGACCCAUUUGAACCUAAAUCUAUAAAGGGAUUCCCAACAAGAGGCUAACAGACAUAAUUUAAAACUCAAGAAGCAAGAACACUACAAACUUAACAAGUUGCUAUAGCAUGAAACCAUUGGCUAACAUGGCAGCGAAAAUGAAUGAUGACACAAAGUUGAUAAAUGAUGAUAAGAAAAUGCACAAAGGUGAUAAAAAGAUGCACAAUGAUGAAAGAUGGGUGACAAUUAAUGUUGGAGGCGUGACAUUUGAAACGAGCCUUGGAACGGUGAAAUCUCUAAGAAGUGAAUAUCUCAACGACAUGAUCUACCUGUAUGAAGUACCAGCUGAUGGGGUCUAUAGAAUAGACAGAGACCCUGAAUGUUUUAGAAUGCUACUCAACUUUGCAAGAAGUGGCAAACUGACUGGUGUUGAGGGCAGAAUAUCGCCUGAGCUCCUAUUGGAUGCUACCAGGUUCUACCAAUUGAAUCAGGACGUCUGCAAUGUGAUAAAUGAGUACAUAGAGCAAGUUUACGUCAACCGAAAGAUUGAAAAACAAAUGAAGGUCAUGAAGCGCUACAAGUCAUUUGAGAAGCAGUGUCUCUCAAUGUGUGACUUGGAGGAGGUAGACUGCCAUAUGCAACGUAUGGUACAUCACAACAAAAUCGAUAUAUCAGUCGGACCUGAGAUGCGAUUAGGAAAACGUAGGCGACGCCCUAUUGAUGACAUCACAUGUUACCCUGAGGAACUUUUCAAGGACAGUGACGAUCAUGUAUGUGACGUCAUGAAAUAUGUACGUGAUCCUGAGAGGCCAGGUUACGAGGAAGUGUACGUUGACGAACUGUGCAAUAAACAUGUGCAAUGUGUGAGCUGUGAGAGGAAGAUGCCUAUUAAGCGUGACAUUGGAUGGUGCCACAAGUGCCUACUCUGCUACAGGUGCCAGGGCCCAUGGUGCGUCACACCCGAUACUUUCAUCGGUUACCUAUGACUAUCACAUUAUUUCAUCAUAGAUUGGCCCGAUUAGUACAUAAAUAAAUAUUUUACAGAAAUUCUUUUUUUAUAUAUAUCUAGCAUUUAAUAUUUCUGUAAAAUAUUUUUUUCAAAUUUAUGAAGUGUUUUAUAACUGAAACACUCAUAUAUUAAACCAGAGCAAUAAGAUGUUCAGAAUGCAUAUACAAUUUUUGGAUUUAUACAAGUAUACAUGUAAUUUACACAAAAAUGAUAUUGUGAAGCACGUUGUAUGAGGCAAUAAAAUUUUUUAGAAUACUGAUAUUAUUA
This is a messenger RNA of Owenia fusiformis, 1318 nucleotides long. The record is from the annotation of a GenBank genome assembly. Lineage: Eukaryota; Metazoa; Annelida; Polychaeta; Sabellida; Oweniidae.